GCCAGAAAGCCAGUCGGAGUGGAAGUCAGAUGAUCCAACAGAAUAAACAUCUGCUCUAAAAAGGAGAAGAAAAAAUGAGAAUUAAAAAUCCAGGGAAUCCCAGCAGCAGCUAAAACAACUUGGAAACUGCUCGGAGACUCUUUGCCAUCAGAACGGGGUCAGGAUGCCGACCAGCGUGGUGAAGCUGAACAACAUGGAGGUUUCCUCUGAGGGCUCGGACAAGACCAUCAUCAACAUCAACGUCAGCCAGGAGUCAUCGCUGGCCUUCCUGGUCAGGUCCGUGCAACAGGCGAGGGCCAGGCCUGGGGCACCCGCCAGGCCUGGGGCACCCGCCAGCCAGGGCCUUGCCAAGGGCUGCUGCCGCGGGGAGCAGAAAGUGCUGGGGGCCUCCCAGGUGCUGCUCGGGAUCGUGUGCGGGGCCAUUGGCGUGAUGCUCUGCUUCGCGCCGGACACGGCGGAGUUCUGGUCGGGAUCCCCGUUCUGGACAGGCGCUCUGCUCAUCAUCUCGGGAGUCUCUUGCAUUGUGAGCGAGAAGCGUGGCACUGGCUGCUGGGUCUGGCUAGCCUUGUUGCUCACCCUGGCCAGCGCUGUCUCGGCCACCGUGGCUGUGAUCAUAGGGGCACGGAACAUGGUGUGGGAUUUCCCCCGCGUCGAAGGCUCCUACGUGUGUGACUCAGUCCCAUCCCCGCCCUCGGGCUCCGAUGACUCCUGGAGGCAGCGCAACUGCAGGCAAGAGUUCAGGAGCUUUGAGAACCUGUUCCUGGGCGUGCGGCUGCUGCUGCUACUGACCAUGGCCACCGGCCUCUGCAUCGCCUCCUACUCCUUCCUGUACGGCUGCUGGGCCCUGUGCUGCAGGAAGCAGGAGGGGGCCGAGGCGACGGGGAGCAAGGAGCCGCUACUGGCCUCUGACUGCAUCCUCCCGCCGGACCCGGAGAAAGCCCAGGAGAUCUGAGCUCCCAGCCAGGCUCCAGCUUCGCCCUGCCUGGAACUGCUUCUCUUUUUGCAAUCUUAAAA
This is a messenger RNA of Mauremys reevesii (Reeves's turtle), 1014 nucleotides long. RefSeq names its product transmembrane protein 176B-like. Gene Ontology annotation, cellular component: membrane. Lineage: Eukaryota; Metazoa; Chordata; Testudines; Geoemydidae. The coding region runs from base 164 to 952 and encodes 262 amino acids. The record is from RefSeq and is a predicted model, not a curated record. The transcript has 7 exons.